Monoraphidium neglectum is the source of this 537-nucleotide messenger RNA. RefSeq lists its product as hypothetical. The transcript has a single exon. NCBI's taxonomy places the organism in Eukaryota, Viridiplantae, Chlorophyta, Chlorophyceae, Sphaeropleales, Selenastraceae. Gene Ontology annotation, biological process: regulation of DNA-templated transcription. The annotation marks the transcript as partial. Gene Ontology annotation, molecular function: DNA-binding transcription factor activity. The record is from RefSeq and is a predicted model, not a curated record.
AGCAUCGAGGCGGCUGUCGCUAAUGCGGGAAAGGAAAACGACUUUGCACAGCAGACGAUCCGGCGCGAGGCAAGGUCAUGGGUGGGAAAGCGACCGCAGCUUCACCACGCCCACCAGCAGCAGCAGCAGCCUCAGCAGCAGGGUGUGCCGCAGCAGGGCGCACCGCAGCAGCAGCAGCAGCAGCAGCAGCAGCAGCAGCAGCAGCAGCAGCAGCAGCAGCAGCAGCAGCAGGGUGUGCGGCAGCAGGACGCGCAGCAGCAGCAGCAGCAGGAGCAGCAGCAGGGUGCGCCGCAGCACGGCCCACCGCAGCAGCAGCAGCAGCGGGCCGCAAAUCCAGGAAAGUUUCAUGGUGUGAGACAACAAGGUCGUAGGUGGCAUGCCUACGUCAGGAUCAACAUUGGCAAUCGUAAGGAUGUGGUGGCACUCAGCAUGUCUAUGGACUCAGAGGUGGAGGCCGCCCGAGCAUAUGAUGUGGUAAAGAUCGCGCUCGGCCGGCGCCGCGGAGAACUCAACUUCGACGCCUCCAGCUACAACGAU